Messenger RNA from Annulohypoxylon truncatum, 1222 nucleotides. RefSeq lists its product as uncharacterized. NCBI's taxonomy places the organism in Eukaryota, Fungi, Ascomycota, Sordariomycetes, Xylariales, Hypoxylaceae. Gene Ontology annotation, molecular function: S-adenosylmethionine-dependent methyltransferase activity. The transcript has a single exon. The record is from RefSeq and is a predicted model, not a curated record. Bases 397 to 1083 code for a protein of 228 amino acids.
CCCCUGGCUGCUCUAGUCUGCUGCCGUAGUCUAUAUCGAGAAAGUGCAUAAUACAUACCAACAAAUCUGCCUCCUGCUAUCAGGACCAGUUGACCCAGAGCUCAACCUAUUCCCGUUAGUUGAGCUCACACAAGAUGACGACAUUUGCGUCAGUUGUUACCUUCCCUUUUAGAGGCGUGUCGUUGACAGAAAAACAGCCGACCAACAUUUUCAGCCAAGGCGUACGCGGCUUUUCGGCCGGCUUACCCCCCAUCGCUGUUCCGUACCGUCUUAAGCUACCACCAGUUGCCCGCAUCUAGCGGCACCUUGCUGGAUCUCGGCUGUGGCCAUGGCCUCAUCGCACGUUCUCUCAGACCGCAUUUCAAAUCAGUGCUUGCCAUCGAUCCGUCGGCAGGGAUGAUAGCGCAAGCCCAGCAAACAACGACCGAUCCCGAGAUUACCUUUCGCCAAGGUAGCGCCGAGGACUUGAGCUUCUUGCCCGACGGAUCUGUGGACAUGACCGUCGCGGGCCAAGCUGCGCAUUGGUUCGACUACGGCAAAGUCUGGCCUAACCUCGCGCGGGUAGUCCGUCCCGGAGGCACCGUGGCUUUCUGGGGUUACAAGGAUAACGUGCUGCUCGGCGCCGAACACGUCACCGAGAUCAUGGAGGAGUUUAUUUACGGGUUCGAGGAAGUAUCGCCGGGGUGGACGGGAAUGGGUCCGUAUUGGGAACAGCCGGGCCGGAACAUCCUAAGGAAUCUUCUACGUAGCGUGCGGCCUCCGGAAUCAGAUUGGGCGGACGUGAAGAGACUAGAGCACGAGCCCGGAAAGGAGGGGACGGAGGAGACGUGCUGGCUAAGAAAGAAUAUGAAGCUGGGUGAAGUUGACAGCUAUCUGAGAACAUUCAGCUGUUUCAGCGCGUGGAAAGAUGCGCAUCCUGACGUUAAGAACAGGGCGAAUGGUGGAGAUGGCGACAUAUUCGAUCUCAUGUGGGAUCGGAUCAUCGAUGCCGUGCCUGAAUGGAAGGCAAUGGGGGAUCGAUGGCGAGAAGCUGAGGCUGUAAGUGAUUGGGGCACUUAUAUCAUAAUGGCUAGACGGCGGUGAGACAAAUCAUAAGCGUUCCCUUUUAUGUUGUUUCUUCGAGACCAAUGCCAAUAGAAGUACAUGGAAUUUAUGCAUCUGUAAAUACCUACCAUCAUUGAUGUACAUAAUACAUUGACGUAAAUAAUAAAUUUAAUACUCU